AUGGACCAAUGGAGUAAACGUGGCAUUCCUCCAAUUAAGCCUCCACUUUAUAAGCAACAACCGGGUAGGCCUAACAGAGUUAGGGCGAAGGAGCCUGGUGAGGUUGAAAUACCAGUUCCCAUCCUACCAAAUCCUAUGCCUCCAAAAUAUAUUGCCCUACCAGCCAAGCUUAGAAGGGUUAAUGCAUCUUCAAUCCAAAUGGAGCAAGGUUCUUCUUCUAACACAAUAAGAGGGAGAGGCAUAAGCAGAGGGAGAGGCAUAAGUAGAGGAAGAGGAAAUGUUGCUCAAGCUACUGCUGACCCCAAUUCUCUACAAAGUGUAACAAGAGGUAAUGGACAAGGAGUCUUACCAUCUUCACAUAUUGGCUUAGGAAGAGGUUUAUCAUCUUCAAAGCUAAGUGCAAUUAGAGGAAGAGGCUUAGGAAGAGGCAUAAGUGGAGGAAGAGGCUUAGGAAGAGGAAGAGGCUUACCAUCUUCACGAUCAACUGUGGCAAGAGGAAGGGGACAAGAAGGACCAGCUUUGGACAACAUUUCCCAUGAUAAUAACAUGGCCUCAAUAUAG
Messenger RNA from Prunus persica (peach), 561 nucleotides. RefSeq lists its product as uncharacterized. The record is from RefSeq and is a predicted model, not a curated record. The coding region runs from base 1 to 561 and encodes 186 amino acids. Lineage: Eukaryota; Viridiplantae; Streptophyta; Magnoliopsida; Rosales; Rosaceae. The transcript is spliced from 4 exons.